This is a messenger RNA of Anas platyrhynchos (mallard), 3232 nucleotides long. It is a transcript of the gene C1QTNF2, whose product is annotated as C1q and TNF related 2. Gene Ontology annotation, molecular function: protein binding. The record is from RefSeq and is a predicted model, not a curated record. NCBI's taxonomy places the organism in Eukaryota, Metazoa, Chordata, Aves, Anseriformes, Anatidae.
UUGGACCCAUUACACAAUAAUAAAACUAUGUCUUUGGCAAAGCGGAGCCAAAACCUAGAUCUGCUGCAGGAAGCUAGUGAUACACGCAAAACGGGGUAAAACAUUAAUAAAGACAAAAGACCCAAGAAGUGAGGACUGCAGAGCAAUCUCAGAAGGACACUGUCGUGGCAGGACGGGCUCUGUGCUCUGCUGCGUGACAGCGAUCUGCGGCAAAACAUCUGCAAAACUGUGCAGGAUUCCAGUGCCUGUCGAGAUCUCGCUGAAGAGAUCAGCCUGGGCUGUGCCAUGAUCUCUGCUGUCCUCCUCCUCUGGACCAUGCCCUGCGUGGCAAACCACAUCCUCGGGGGCUUUGCCAAGGCAGCGCUGCAGGAGGGUCCCCAGCUGGCAUGCAGCCUGCCAGGCCCCCCCGGGCCUCCCGGGCCUCCCGGUGCUCCUGGUGCUCCAGGGACGGUUGGCAGGAUGGGCUUCCCAGGGAAAGACGGCAAGGAUGGCAAGGACGGGGACAAAGGCGAGCACGGUGAUGAAGGUCCACAGGGCAGAACAGGAAACCCAGGCAAGCCAGGACCAAAGGGGAAAGCGGGAGCUAUCGGUAAGGCAGGCCCACGAGGACCAAAGGGUUUAAAAGGCAAUCCUGGAAAGAAAGGAGCACCAGGAAAGAAAGGACCCAAAGGGAACAAGGGUGAGACUGGCAUGCCAGGACCCUGCACCUGUAAUGCCAACAAAGCCAAAUCUGCCUUUUCUGUGGCUGUCUCCAAAAGCUACCCAAGGGAAAGGCUGCCCAUCAAAUUUGACAGGAUCCUUAUGAAUGAAGGAGGACAUUACAACGCUUCCAGUGGGAAAUUUAUAUGCAGCAUCCCAGGUAUUUACUACUUCACUUAUGAUAUCACCUUGGCCAACAAACAUUUGGCCAUUGGCUUGGUCCACAAUGGGCAGUACCGGAUCAAGACCUUUGAUGCCAACACUGGGAACCACGAUGUUGCCUCUGGAUCAACCAUCCUUUCUCUGAAGCGUGAGGAUGAAGUAUGGCUGCAGAUCUUUUACUCUGAACAAAACGGGCUCUUUUAUGACCCCUACUGGACAGACAGUUUGUUCACCGGCUUCCUGAUCUAUCCUGAUCAAGAUUGUCUCAAUGAAAUAUAGAGCAAAAAACAAACCCAUACAAAAAUAAAAUAUAAAUAAAAUAAAAUAAAAUAAAAUAAAAUAAAAUAAAAUAAAAUAAAAUAAAAUAAAAUAAAAUAAAAUAAAAUAAAAUAAAAUAAAAUAAUAAACCCCAAAAAUAGGAAAUGGAUGUGACCUCAGUCCAGCAAAGUGUAGCCUGUACAUGGACAUGUGUGGAGUUAUACCAUUCCACAUUUUUCGCACUAACAGCCUGCAUUGGCUCCUUAGAUAUUUACUUGAUGUCACCAACUAGUCCAUAGGGUGUGCCAGGAUUAGUAGGAACAACCUUUAAGUAACCUCAUGAGUCUCUAAGCCUUGAAGCUACCUGUUAUGUUUUCCCACCACCAUCCAACUGUGCCAUGGACAUGUAACUCAAGUACUGGUGCAGAACGUUUUCAUUAUUGUAUUAUUAUAAAGUGUGAGGAUCAAAAAUCAUUUCCUGAAAUCUGAGCUCCUAAGUGCAAUUGAUGUUGGAGAUUGUAUCAGUGCCUCUCUGCCACCCACGUCUAAUAAUAAUAAUAAUAAUAAUAAUGAUAAUAAUAAUACUUGUUACAUUUUACCAGCUUCCUAAAAGUCAGGAAGUUACCAGCUACUGUUACAAAAGUGCCAGUAACUCUCAGCCUCAUCAAAGCAGAACUAAUAAGCAAAGGCAUCCGUUCUAAACAGGACAUGCCACAAAGGAGAGAGCUAAAGGCUGAAGGUAAAACUCCUGGUAAGAUAUACCUUGUUACAUCAAGCACUGCUGGCAUUGCUCAGAUUUCAGCUGCUCGUACUGGUGCUGGGGUCCUGUGCUGGCUUUCAGGCAAGCACUGAUAAGAUAUGACCAGAGACAGACUUUGGUUGUGCAAGCCAAAUUCUUGCCAGCCUCCUACCCUUGGCAGAGAGGGAACUUUGCAGAUAGGACUGAAUUUUCUGAGACAGCAUGAACCUUCACUACAGAAACAGCUUCAUUAACACGCCCAUUUCUUGAUUCUUGCCAGUUUUUCCUUCAUCCCUGCCAGCGUCUGCUGGAAGGAGAUACUUGUGGUGCUGCUGAGAUCCUCCUCAAGGGCUUAAGGCUACACACAGACUCUGGUCUUACCAAUAUGCUUUGUUUUUUUUGUUUUGUUUUGUAUGUCAGUAUUACAGAUACUCUAAAAUCAAUGUCUUGGUGCUAAAUGGUAUUUAAAAAAUAAGGGGCAGAAAAGUCAAAAGCUGAGCUUUUUGCUUUUGCUAUGUUGAGCUUUGUCUUUCUUUCCAACCCAAACAUCGGCUAAUACAGGGAUGUGCUCCAAAAGGAUUUGCUAUUACCAUAGCAAGAAGAGCUCUCCUGCUAUCAAGCUGCCCAGUUGGCUGCCUUGCCCCAGGAUGUCAAACCCACCCUGUAACAGAGGGCUAUCUCAGCAGCCAGAUGGAAGGAGUCUUCCUCACUAUCAGAUGCAUCUUCUUGGUUUCCACAUUCAUAUUUCUUGGCUCCUUUAUCACUUCACUAAACCUCAUAUGAAUUUCCAGCUCCCCUAAUCUUCAUAUUCAGGAACUGAAGGAGUAGUCCAUAAGAACAAGUUAAGAUAUUUUUAAAAAAAUCUUACUUUUACAAAUUAAAAUAGUUGCAUGAUAUUGAUGAACUACAGUAAUUGUGUUAUGUCUUACAAAAAUAAUUUCAAAUACAUUUUAUGAAAAUAAAGCUGUACAAAAAUACUGGAAUACCCUUGAUACUAAUAAAGCAGUGUUCUAGAAGUUAUUUCAGAACUGCUACAGAUUCCAUAGACACUUUUAGUUUUAGUGAUGGUUGACACCAGGGCCAGGUGUCAACAGAGUAUCUCCUCUCUCCAAAGGGCUCUCUAUCCAAGACUAUCUGCAAGGUGGAAGAAAAGGAUCUGUCCAUUCCCUUGAAGCUGCUCACCUUUCUGGCAGGUGUCCUUUCCCUGGCAGUGGCUGCUCAUUUAGGAAGACUCUCAUUUAGGAUGUCCUGGGGUGCAUUUUGUAGACAGCUUCCUGAAGGCAGCAGCAGUUCAAGCACUGCCUUUCUCUCCCAGCACCCAUCCCUGCACUCCCACCUUCACAGCCUGGGAGCACAGCUGGGGCCAGGACAGCU